UGAGACACAGAGCUUUCAGCACACAAGCUGCCUGAACCAAAAUGGGGUCCUACAAAGAUAUCUUUGUAUUACUUUUAUUUCUCUAUACAGUUCAAGGAGAUAUACUGGAUAACUAUGUACAAACAAAUGGAGCUUGGAUAAUUAGUCUUCAAGAAAACACCUAUAUAACUCUCAGUAAUGAAGAAUGCGCUGAGAAAUGUGAAGCUGAAACAGUAUUUACCUGCAGGUCUUUUAUAUUUGCCUCCAAAGAGCAAAGGUGUAUUACACUGGCUAGCAACACCGAAACAACAACUGUGUUCAGAAGGGCAGAUGCAAUUCUCUUUGAAAAAAGAAUUUUUCUACUUGAAUGCAGAAGAGGAAAUGGACAGGACUACCGAGGAACUGAAUCUAAAACUCAGACUGGUGUAUCAUGUCAGCGUUGGGCAGAUGAGAGUCCUCAUGUACCUAAUUUCUCCCCUAACAGUUACCCCAAUGCUUCAUUAGAAGAAAACUACUGUCGGAAUCCUGAUAAUGACAAGAAAGGCCCCUGGUGCUACACAACAGAUCCUGAAACCAGAUAUGAUUAUUGCAACAUCCCAGAAUGUGACGAACAGUGCAUGUACUGCAGUGGGGAAAACUAUCAAGGUAAAGUUUCCCAAACAGAAUCUGGGCUUCAGUGCCAGGCUUGGGUUUCUCAAGAACCUCACUUUCAUGAAUACAUCCCUUCAAAUUUUCCAGAAAAGAAUCUCAGGUCAAAUUACUGCCGUAAUCCCGAUGGCGAGCCUCGUCCUUGGUGUUUUACCACCAGCCUGACUAAACGCUGGGAAUUCUGUAACAUUCCACGGUGCACUUCACCCCCACCAGACCCCAGCCCAGGGCGCCAGUGUCUUGCGGGAAGGGGAGAAGACUAUCGAGGGACUGUUGCCCUCACAGCAUCGGGAGAAAAGUGUCAACCCUGGGCAGCCCAAGCACCUCACAAACAUGCAAGAACUCCAAAAAUAUACCCUUGCAAAGGAUUAGAAGAAAACUAUUGUAGAAAUCCUGAUGGAGUGACCAGUCCUUGGUGCUUCACCACUAAUCCCAGGAAACGAUGGGAAUACUGCAAUAUUCCUAGCUGUGAUGAUGCAGCAGUAGUUGCUGCUGUAGCUCCUGCUAUUCCUGUGCAAACUACAAUUAUCGAGGACUGUUAUCGGGGCACUGGAAGUGGUUACCGGGGUACCACAACAUUGACCGUUUCAGGAAAGAAAUGCCAAGCAUGGAGCUCUAUGACACCCCAUCAUCACGCUAAAACCCCAUCUAUAUUCCCAGAUGCUGAUCUGAGGAAAAACUACUGCAGAAACCCGGAUAAUGAUGAUAAAGGCCCCUGGUGUUACACUACUGAUCCCAGUACAAGAUGGGAGUACUGCAGUCUGCGAAAGUGUGUUGAUAUCGUGGAACAACCACAACAACAAUAAAGAAAGGAUUUUGCAUAUUGACCCGACAAUGUCAAUAGGGCUUUAUCUUUAAAGGAGGCCGACAAAUAAUUUGAAAUAAAUAAACAAAAUAAAAUGUAUGCUUGCAGUGUG
Messenger RNA from Elgaria multicarinata webbii, 1544 nucleotides. Its product is annotated as plasminogen-like. The transcript is spliced from 11 exons. NCBI's taxonomy places the organism in Eukaryota, Metazoa, Chordata, Lepidosauria, Squamata, Anguidae. Gene Ontology annotation, molecular function: signaling receptor binding; endopeptidase activity. Gene Ontology annotation, biological process: proteolysis. The record is from RefSeq and is a predicted model, not a curated record. The coding region runs from base 42 to 1433 and encodes 463 amino acids.